Messenger RNA from Spodoptera frugiperda (fall armyworm), 1635 nucleotides. RefSeq lists its product as uncharacterized. The transcript is spliced from 2 exons. NCBI's taxonomy places the organism in Eukaryota, Metazoa, Arthropoda, Insecta, Lepidoptera, Noctuidae. Gene Ontology annotation, biological process: chaperone-mediated protein complex assembly; protein folding. The coding region runs from base 164 to 637 and encodes 157 amino acids. Gene Ontology annotation, cellular component: cytosol; nucleus. The record is from RefSeq and is a predicted model, not a curated record. Gene Ontology annotation, molecular function: protein-folding chaperone binding; Hsp90 protein binding.
UGUUAGCAGAUGUUGGCAACACAAUUCGAAAUGUCAAGUAAAAUACAACCAGUCCCUCAUUCUGUCGCAUUUGUCAAAAUACCUGCCUUAGCCAGCCAGAGUGAAAAGCAAAAGCUAACGUUGUUUGCCUGAACUAAUCUAAUAACACUAGCUAACGUACAAAAUGACACCGGAAAUAAAUGCUACACCACCAUCAGUUUCGUGGGCACAGAGAAGUGCUCAUGUAUUUUUGACAUUUAAUGUAGAAUGUGAGAAACCAGAUAUUGUAAUUGCUAAAAAAUCUGUCUCAUUUGAAGGCACUUGCACGCCGGAUCAGAAGUUACAUAAGGUUUUCAUACCAUUGUACUCUGAAAUAGACCCAGACAAAAGUUCAUACACAAACAAAGGAAGGUUAAUUGAAGUAGUUUUGGCUAAAGCAAAAACCGAUGAACCUUUUUGGCCUGCCUUAACCAGUGACAAAAAGAAACAUCACUGGCUCAAGGUGGAUUUCAACCGCUGGCAAGAUGAGGAUGAGAGUGGAGACGAGUUUGAUGACAUGAAUGACAUGUUCUCCAGCAAAUUACCAAACUUUGGCGAUGAAAACGACAAAGGGGCCAGCAGCUCGUCGGACGAAGAAGAUCUCCCAGAUAUAGAGUAAUGGAUCUUGAGUAUUAUAUAGCCAAAAAAAAUUAAAUAGCUUUAGAAAUUUUGUAAUUAUGGACAAUAUUUGUGCUUUUAUACAAGGAAUAGUGUGGUAGUGGUAUCCCCUAAACAUUUUACAUAAAAUAAGGGCAAAAGGAGUGUGGUCUGUAUUCAGUUUCUACUUAUGAAGUACCUAACUAAUGCUAAUUUAAUUUAGAGUUAAUCCAAUUCAAUUUAUGUUUAUAAAUUUGUUGGCAAUCGUUGCCAAUUAUAUUUAAAAUUGUUUGUCCCAAAAAGGCAACUUAAUGUUUAAUAUUAUUAUGUGUGACUAUUUGCAUGUUUGAAAAUAUCAUCCACAUCACUUAUUCAUGUAUAUUUUAAAUGUGGUUUAGUAUAUUGAUACCAUAUCAAAUUACUGGUAUUACGAAACAUUGUGUCUGUCAUUAACAUUAUUUGAAGCUGUCUUUAUAUUAUCUCUGAAUAUUGUUGAUUGUGGCUCUUAGUAACUUAGGUUGACCAAAAGCUAAACCUUAGUUUACAAAACCGACUACUUGAAAUGCUUUACAUGCUGCCCCAUACAUUUGCAUUAUUAUUUGUAAUCAUUAAAUUAUUAUAGAUGAAAACAAUUUCUACAUCAAUGUCAUUACUUACAAAUGAAAUAGGUUUCAACCAAUAAUGUACAUUCCAAAGAUUAUUUGACUAUGGCUGCUAUAAAAUUAUAGGUAUAUUUUAUAACCUAAGCAUACUCAAUAGGGCUACUAUUUGAGCCAUGAUAGUUAUGUUUAAGUGCAUACUGUAUUUUAUAUUUUUUAAAUAGUUAUAAUUUCUUCAAGUACCUUUCCUUAUACAAUAGUAUUAUGUUAGUUCAGUCAUUUUUUUUCUCGUGUGUUAAAAAUACUACCUACUAUAUCCAAAAGAUUGAACUAUUUUGUUUUUCAAUGUUUUAUUUUGCGCUUGUGUUGCACACAUUAGCAGAAGUAAAUCUUGUCAUGCAUUAAAUUAUGUACUUUAUAA